UGAAGUAAAACCAGUCUUCUUGAAAUAAUAAGAGAUGUUUGUUCCUAAAACAGAUAACCAAUCUGAUCCCGAGGAUCCACGUGGAAGUUCUGGUCCUUGGCAAUGCUCCAUUUGCGCACAGGAAAAUGACACCGGUCUUAUAUCCUGUGAGCUAUGCGGCGUUCUUCGGGAUUUGUCGCUGUAUUUCAAUAACGCCGAUGAAGCGGAAGGUGGAGAUAAACGCAGAAGCAAGCAUUCUGGAGUAUCUGUACUGGCAAGAUCGCUUUUCACACCAUCCAGUCCAAAAUCGAAACCUGUUGUUUUCUCGGAUGGCUUCAAAGGCAACAAAAAUGCAACAGGAUAUACACAAGCUUCGUUGGAUGCUCUGCAUAAGACAUACAUGACGCAUAAACAGCGCCGCAUUAACAUAGUGCCUUUCAAGUUUGAUAUACCAUCUCCUGAUGACAUGGUCUCUACGGGCUUAAAAUCAUCCAGACAUUUGAGAAGAGAUUUUGUUGAUAUCACCGUAAAGAAAGCUAUGGCUGAUGAUGAUGAUCUUGUAACUGAGAAGGACACAAAUACAGACCCAAGUUCAGUAAUGAAUUUAGAUGAAGCUGGUGGAAGUAGUAGCAGUGUUGCUGCUGAUUUUCAAGAUAAAACUCUUGCUUUGGACAAUGAGCUACAGAAUUUGAGUUUGGAGAGGAAGAUAAAAAGCAAAAAAGCCAAGAUUAAGAAGCCAAAUCAUGUUUCACAGUACAAACCAGAACGAUGGAUGCUCCAGGGUGAAGAUCAAGAAAUGCCCAGACAACUAAAUCUUGCUAUCGUUGGUCAUGUCGACUCUGGGAAAUCAACUUUAUGUGGUCGAUUGCUGCAUGCCCUUGGGAGGAUUUCAAAAAAGCAAAUGCAUAAAAAUGAGAAAGAAGCCAAAGAAAAGGGGAAAGGAUCGUUUGCAUAUGCUUGGGCUAUGGAUGAGAGUGCUGAUGAAAGGGCACGUGGCAUUACAAUGACUGUGGGCGUAGCAUACUUUGACACCAAAAACUACCAAGUUAAUCUGCUUGACUCCCCUGGUCACAAAGAUUUCGUUCCUAAUAUGAUUUCUGGAGUUACACAGUCUGAUGCAGCUGUCCUAGUUGUUGAUGCCUCUAUAGGGUCAUUCGAGUCGGGUAUGGGUAUUAAUGGGGUUGGACAGACAAAAGAGCAUGCACAGCUUAUCAGAAGCUUUGGUGUUGAGCACUUGAUAGUCGCUGUUAAUAAGAUGGAUUCAGUGGAAUAUUCGAAAGAACGGUUCAGUUAUGUGAAGUCACAACUUGGUAUUUUUCUCCGGUCAUGUGGUUAUAAAGAAUCGGCGAUUUCUUGGGUUCCUUUGAGUGCGAUGGAAAAUGAAAAUUUGGUGGCACGAGCUUCAGAUACUCGUCUAACAUCAUGGAUUGAUGGAAGUUGUCUUCUGAAUGCCAUUGACUCGUUGUCACCUCCUCACCGGGACGUUUUAAAGCCGCUGCGCCUUCCAAUCUGUGAUGUUAUUUCAUCCCACAUGCUGGGGCAAGUGGCUGUCUGUGGUAAAGUCGUGUCUGGAGCAAUCCGAAGCGAUUCCAAGGUUCUAGUUAUGCCUGCCGGAGAGUUGGCUACAGUAAGAAUCAUCGAGCGGGACUCCUCUCGUCUCAGCUUGGCAAGAGCCGGGGACAACAUUGCGAUUGGUUUGCAAGGGAUCGACCCUAUCCAUGUUAUGUCCGGUGGAGUUCUUUGCCAUCCAGAUUACCCCGUGUCUGUGUCCUCUUCCCUGGAGCUGAAGAUCUUGGUUCUGGACAUCACUGUACCAAUACUGCCUGGCCUUCAGCUUGAGCUCCACGUGCACCAUGCGAAGGUGUCAGCGGGCCUGGUCAGGAUAGUAUCACUGCUGGACCAGAAGACAGGGAAGGCCUUGGCGAAGAAACCGCGGCUGCUGACCGCGAGACAGGCCGCCAUCGUCGAGGUGAAGCUAGAGAGGGUGGUCUGCGUGGAGGAGUUCUCGGCCCUGAAGGCGCUUGGCCGUGUGUUCCUGCGGUCGCAAGGGUGCACCAUCGCGGUGGGCGUGGUGACCCGUGUACAUGAGUUGCAAGAGGAAGCUUAGGUAAUUGAAAUGUAAGCCUUUUUAGAAAGCUGAUUUUGGACGGAGGCAGUACAAACAAACAGGUGCUAAUUUAUGGGCAGUUGGACCAGUUGUGCACAUUUAGUUUAGGAAGCUGAUUUCGGUAGGGAGGUAGUACAAACAAACAGCUGUUAAUGUAUAUGCCGUUGGACCAGUAGUGUACGUUUAGUUGCAGAUAUCAUACACCUGUCACUCCCCUUUGCGCAGACAGCAACGAUGAAAACUAGUACUUACUCCGUUUUAAAAA
Lolium rigidum is the source of this 2351-nucleotide messenger RNA. Its product is annotated as HBS1-like protein. Gene Ontology annotation, molecular function: GTP binding; GTPase activity. The transcript has 11 exons. The record is from RefSeq and is a predicted model, not a curated record. Gene Ontology annotation, biological process: translation. NCBI's taxonomy places the organism in Eukaryota, Viridiplantae, Streptophyta, Magnoliopsida, Poales, Poaceae. Bases 35 to 2086 code for a protein of 683 amino acids.